Molecule: messenger RNA, 3323 nt
Organism: Thlaspi arvense
Lineage: Eukaryota; Viridiplantae; Streptophyta; Magnoliopsida; Brassicales; Brassicaceae
Source: the annotation of a GenBank genome assembly
AAAAUAUCAACAACAGUUUUCUUGAACAUUAUACAAUAUAAGUAAGUACUGGGAUUGUAUACUGUGAUUAACCAAACAAAUAAAUGUACAAAUAAUCAUAUAAAAAUGUCGAGUUUUCUUCUGCUCUUCACCAUCACCACAAGCUUCAUCGCAACUCUGAAAACAUCGGCCGCUUCAUCAGCUCUUCUUCAUCCAGAUGAAUUGAAUGCGUUAGAGGAUAUAGCUACUACACUUGGUAUCAAGAGAUUUAACCUAAGCUACAAAGACCCGUGCCAUUCAAGAAGUCUAAUGAUUGAGUUUGUUCCGAAUCCGGAGAUGAACAACACCAUUACUUGUGAUUGUACUCACAACAAUCGCAGGACAUGCCAUAUAACAGAAUUAACACUCAAGGCCCUCAAUCUUCCGGGAAAACUCCCACGUGAGUUGGUUAAACUUCGGUAUCUACGAUCGAUAGACUUGUGCCGAAAUUACCUUUCGGGCUCAAUCCCAAUGGAGUGGGCUUCAAUGCCAUACCUUACUUCCAUCUCGCUCUGUGCAAAUCGUUUGUCUGGGAACUUACCAACUGGGUUACAAAACUUCAAGAAUCUGACAUUCCUAGGCGUUGAAGCAAACCAGUUCUCUGGUCCGAUUCCUGAUGAACUUGGUGACAUGACCAAUAUUACAGGAUUGCAACUUGGGUCCAAUCAGUUUACAGGAAGCCUGCCUAGCACUCUAGCUAAACUGGUUAAACUUGAGGACUUUAGGGUAAGUGACAAUAACUUUAAUGGUACCAUCCCAACAUAUAUUGGCAACUGGUCUGGUCUUCAAAGGCUAGAUCUAUACGCAAGUGGACUGAAAGGACCUCUUCCUGAUGCAGUGUCCCGCCUAGAAAACCUUACUGAACUGAGUAUUACUGAGACAAUUGGGAUAAACUCCUUUCCAAAUAUAUCCAGCAACGUCCUCAGAGUCCUGAUUUUGAGGAAUGUUGGUUUGUCUGGUCCAAUCCCUUCUUAUAUCUGGUAUAAGCCAGCCCUAAAGACUCUUGAUUUGUCGUAUAACAAGUUAACCGGUGAAGUUCAAGCACUAGAAAAAGCACCCAAAUAUACCUAUUUGACUGGCAACAUGCUUUCUGGAAACGUUGGAUCUGGUCUUUCCGUCGACAGAAGAAAUAAUCUUGAUCUCUCUUAUAACAAUUUCUCAUGGUCAUCUAGCUGCCAGGAUAAGAGUAACAUUAACACAUACCGGAGCUCAUAUUUGAAAAACAAUUUAACUGGAGUUUUACCAUGCGCUGGUCCAGUAAACUGCAUGAGCUAUCAGCGCUCACUACAUAUAAAUUGUGGUGGAGAAAAUGUAACUGUUACAAACUCUAGGGGUAAAAUCACUUAUCAAUCUGAUAACAGUGAGACCAGAGCCGCAACAAAUCAGCACUUUGAAAACUGGGGAAUCAGUAACACAGGUCACUUGCCGAAUGAUAAAUACAUCAUCUCACCUACUUUAACUCUAUCUGGAGAUUCUGCUAAUCUUUAUAAGACUGCACGUCAAUCUGCUCUCUCUCUAGCUUAUUAUGCGUUUUGCUUAGAAAAUGGAACCUACAAUGUGAAACUCCAUUUUAUGGAGAUUCAGUUUUCAGACGAAGUACUAUACAAUCGUCUGGCUAGGCGCAUAUUUGAUGUCUAUGUUCAGGGAGUAUUGGUCUGGAAGGACUUUAACAUCAAAGAAGAGGCUAAUGGGACUCUGAAACCUGUUGUGAAAGAAGUGAACACGAAUGUAACCAAUCAUAUGCUAGAGAUUCGGUUGUACUGGGGUGGAAAAGGAACAACCAACAUUCCCAAAAGAGGAGUUUAUGGUCCUCUUAUUUCUGCAAUCUCUUUGUGUCACAGUCAGGAUCCACGUUGCGGAGUGGGUGCCUUGGUAGCAGUUAUGCUACUGGCUUUGGGAAUAUAUGCUCGCAGAAGAUGCAGAGGAGACAAUGACACUAGAGAAAGAGAUUUGAGAGCCGAGGGUCUGCAAACGGUUUGCUUUACUUGGAAGCAACUACAAGCUGCAACAAACAAUUUUGAUGAAGCCAAUAAACUUGGAGAAGGAGGUUUCGGAUCCGUAUUCAAAGGAGAGCUGCCGGAUGGAACAAUCAUAGCAGUGAAGCAGCUUUCUGCCAAGUCAUGCCAAGGAAACAGAGAGUUUGUUAAUGAGAUAGGAAUGAUCUCUGGCCUGAACCAUCCAAACCUUGUCAAGCUUCAUGGAUGCUGUGUCGAGAAGAAUGAACUGUUGCUCGUGUAUGAGUACAUGGAAAAUAACUCCCUUGCUCUUGCGUUGUCGUCUGGAAAAAGCUCCCCGAUAUUGGACUGGCCAGGUAGACAAAAGAUCUGUGUUGGAAUCGCAAGAGGGCUUGAAUUCCUCCACGAAGGAUCCGCUAUCAGGAUGGUUCACCGUGACAUAAAAACGACAAAUGUGCUCCUAGACGCUGACCUUAAUGCAAAGAUAUCUGACUUUGGAUUGGCCAGGCUCCAUGAAGAAGAACACACUCACAUUAGCACCAAAGUUGCGGGAACCAUAGGAUAUAUGGCUCCAGAAUAUGCAUUAUGGGGUCACUUGUCAGAGAAAGCAGAUGUGUACAGCUUUGGCGUUGUGGCAAUGGAAAUUGUUAGUGGGAGGAGUAAUACUAAACAGAAGGGAGGUGCUGAUCACGUCUCCCUUAUCAAUUGGGCGCUGACAAAGCAACAGAAAGGGGACAUAAUGGAAAUAAUAGAUCCGAUCCUCGAAGGUGAUUUCAAUAGCACAGAAGCAGUGAGGAUGAUCAAAGUUGCUCUAAUUUGCACAAACUCAUCUCCUUCCUUGAGGCCAACAAUGUCCGAGGUUGUGAAAAUGCUUGAGGGAGAGAUUGAAAUAACACAGGUUAUGUCAGAUCCUGUUGUAUAUGGACACAACUGGAGCUUCUCAAUGCUGAAAGACAUUGAUAGACAUGGUAGUUCGAGCACCAUGUCUGGUGUGACUGAUCAAACGACAACGACAAUGAAAUCAUCUGUUUCGGGUAAUGAACUCUACACAUCGUACCCAGAUUCCGCGAUCCUAAACUCCACGGUGGAAUUUUCUUCGUCGUCACUGUAAUAACAAAAGCUGUGCGACUUUCCUUUUAUCUUACGUGCGAAGAAAGCUAUGUGAAGGUAUCUUAGAGUUAGCUACAUAGUCAUAUCAGUAAAGUUGUCUUAAAUCUUAUUACUAGCUCAAUUUACAUAGAUCCAAACACAACGGUAUCUCUAUGAAUGUAUGCUAAACUCCAAUUCAAGUUUUAUCUUUUUUUUUAUUAAAAUCUCCAGUGCUUGCAAAAUCAUUUAUAUCGUUUUCUU